Molecule: messenger RNA, 5725 nt
Organism: Heteronotia binoei (common prickly gecko)
Lineage: Eukaryota; Metazoa; Chordata; Lepidosauria; Squamata; Gekkonidae
Gene: CACNG2
Product: calcium voltage-gated channel auxiliary subunit gamma 2
Exons: 4
Coding region: 1394-2365 (323 amino acids)
Biological process (GO): positive regulation of synaptic transmission, glutamatergic; neurotransmitter receptor transport, postsynaptic endosome to lysosome; postsynaptic neurotransmitter receptor diffusion trapping
Cellular component (GO): voltage-gated calcium channel complex; AMPA glutamate receptor complex; postsynaptic density membrane
Molecular function (GO): channel regulator activity; voltage-gated calcium channel activity
Source: RefSeq, a predicted model, not a curated record
GCUGGAUGGGAGGGAGAGAGGAAAGAGAGAGAGAGAGAGAGAUCCAGCUACGCCUUUCUCUGAGCUUCUGAAGCCUAAGGGAGUAAUCCUUUCAGAAUUUGGAAGAAGAGGGGUAAAAACGGGAAAAGGACAAAGCAGGAAGGCUGAUCGCACCCGCCCUUCCUGCUCCGGAGAACCGAGGAGGGUUGCUCUUACUUGCAGAUGCUGGGGAACAGGAUCUAGGAAGAGGAAGAUCUCUCCCCACCACAACCACCCAUCCCUCCCCAGUUUUCCCAGCAGCACCCCGGGCAAAGAGGUAAAAGAGCUGUUCUUCAGCACCGCGGAGUGAUCGGUGCAGGGGAGCUGUCCAUUUCAGCACCACCACGUUAAUGCAGUAGGUGGGAGCGGAACUAGCAAGGCAAGGAGAGGCGCGAGACACCGACGGGCAGCUUAUCCUGCAGCAAGCCUCCUGGUUUCCUUUCUUUUCAGAAGCUUUGCGGAGAGGGGGGAGGAAGGGAAAUCCGUCUUGGUUCUCCGGGAGAAACUCCCCCCUCCUCUGCCCAUAUUACCACCACUACCAACAACAUCGCUGCCAAUAACAACUGCUGCUCUGCCGCUGUGGUGGUGGUGGGGGGGAAGCCAUGGAAGGCAAGACCUCUGCACCUGUUCAGCUGAAAUCAAGGGCUUACGAUAUACUUGCAAGUCUGGUUCGGUGGUAGAGGAAGCGGAAAGAGAGAGUGAGAGGGAGAGAGAGAAGAAAGAACUGAAACAAGCGCAAGCAAGCAACGAAACCCCCACCAGGAAAAAAAAAACCCAAGGAAGAUAAACUGGGAAGAAAAGGGAUUUUUCAUGGCGCAGGCUGCAGAGCUAAGAAAGAAGACUGAAGGUUGCAUCUCUGCUCUUACAGUCUCUAACUGUCUAGGUCCAGAUAAUGAGAGAGUGUGUUGAGGAUGCUGCUUCUGUUGCCGCUACUGCUGCUGCUGUUCCCCUGUUCACUGUGGAAGCCAUCUCCAAAUUAGCCAUUACAUAUGGAAACUGGAGACCAGAAUUUUAGAAAAAGGGAUUAAGGCAUCUCAUUUUUGGGGGGGUUAUCUAUUUUUUUUCCUUUAUUUUAUUUUUUUAAGACACAGACACACACAGACACACAUAUUAUACUAACAAGCCGGAACGUUUCUCUUUUAAAAGGCAAGCCUCUUCCCGUGUGAUUUUUUUUCUUCAUUUACACUGAUUCUGUGGGCUUUCUUACCUCCCUUUUUAUAUAUAUAUAGAUUUCUCUCUAUCGAUCUCAAAUAGAUAUCCAUUAUAUUAUUCUUAUUAUUAGAGGAAAUAUUAUUUUAUUUUAUUAUUAACAUACAAACACACACACACAGCCCAAGAAUCAGAAGGCGGUUGGGUAUUUGUAUAAUGAAGAAUUAUGGGGCUCUUUGACAGAGGUGUUCAGAUGCUUUUAACCACCGUUGGUGCUUUCGCUGCCUUCAGCCUCAUGACCAUAGCUGUGGGGACCGAUUACUGGCUCUACUCCAGAGGGGUUUGCAAGAUGAAAGGUACCGGCGAGAAUGAAACCAGCAAAAAGAACGAGGAAGUCAUGACCCAUUCUGGAUUAUGGAGAACCUGCUGCCUGGAAGGGAAUUUUAAAGGUCUGUGUAAGCAAAUCGAUCACUUCCUCGAGGACACGGAGUAUGAAGCCGACACAGCAGAAUAUUUCCUCCGGGCUGUGAGGGCCUCUAGUAUUUUUCCGAUCCUGAGUGUGAUUCUGCUUUUCAUGGGUGGACUCUGCAUUGCAGCCAGCGAGUUCUACAAAACCCGACAUAACAUCAUCCUUAGUGCCGGCAUCUUCUUCGUGUCUGCAGGUCUGAGUAAUAUAAUUGGCAUCAUUGUGUACAUAUCAGCCAAUGCUGGAGACCCUUCAAAAAGCGACUCCAAGAAGAACAGUUAUUCUUAUGGUUGGUCCUUCUACUUCGGGGCCCUGUCCUUCAUUAUAGCCGAGAUGGUGGGAGUGCUGGCCGUACACAUGUUUAUUGACCGGCACAAACAGCUGCGUGCCAGUGCUCAUGCCACGGACUACCUCCAGUCCUCUGCCAUCACCCGCAUACCCAGCUACCGCUACCGCUAUCAGAGACGCAGUCGCUCAAGUUCCCGUUCCACUGAGCCUUCACACUCCAGGGAUGCCUCUCCUGUCGGGAUCAAAGGGUUCAAUACCCUCCCAUCAACGGAGAUCUCGAUGUAUACCUUGACCAGGGACCCCCUGAAGGCUGCCACCACUCCCACCGCCACCUACAAUUCAGACAGGGAUAACAGCUUCCUCCAGGUUCACAAUUGUAUCCAGAAAGAAAACAAGGACUCUAUCCACACUAACACAGCCAACCGCCGGACCACCCCUGUAUGAAGCCAUCAAGAGGGGCUGAAAAUGGGGGCAGGGAAGGUGGGAGUGGGCAUUGGGUGCAAGAUGGGAGGGAGCAGUGGGGGCGGGCAGGGAGGGAGAGGAGAAAGCAACCAUGGGGAAACCUUCCAAAAGCAAAAAAAAAAAAAAUGAACAAACUUAAGUGAAACAUCUGAAAAAGAAACAACAAAAAGUUUAAAAAAAAGGAAAAACAAAACAAAAAAAUUCAAAAAAAUCAAGAGAAAGAAAUAUAAAAAAUAGAAAAUAAAUUUAAAAGAAAAUGCAUGAUUUCCCAUGUACCAUUAUUUUAACAUUUAAUAAAAACAGAUUUAAAAAAGGAACCAAGAAAUAACAAAAAAAAAAUUAAAAUACCAAGCGGGAAGAGGAGGCAGCUCUUUGGAUCUUUUUGUUUGUUUGUUUUACUCUUUAAUUUUACAUUUUCUUUUCACUUUUAACCCACUGUGGACUUGCAGAUUCUUGAGGAUCUCCAGGAGCAGGCAGUAAUGAAAUGCAGUAGUUUUGGUGUCGCAGUGGAUGCCUGUUUGCACAUGUACGGUGGCCUGCCUAAGGAGUGACUAAUAAUUCAACAUGAUCUUGCUGGUCCACAGGGCUUAACAGUGACUCUCCUGUCCUUGGGGAUUCCAGGGAUUAAUGCUGAUUCACUGAUCUCCAGGUCUCAGGAAGCCGAGGCUGACCAGCUCAGCCCUGCUAGCCUGUGAUGACCCUGGCGUUAAGUUACAUUGCAAAAAAAAACAAAAAACAAAAAAGCUUCAUAAAAAGAGUGGCAAUUUUUUAAUAAAAGAAAACCAACUAUAAAUAAAUGUAAAUAUAAUAAGUGGAUUUACUUGCAAGAAAGCCAGAUAGUAUUUUUAUUUUUAUUUUCUUUUUUUUUCUCAGCUUGAAAAAAACUGUGAAAACUAAUAUCUUAGGGGUUGAGAGGCUUCUAAAGAGAAAAUGGAAACUAAGUCCAUUUAACAAAAAAUACACAUAAAAAUACCCAGAACUUGGUCAGCUGGUUGGAGUGGCUAGCAUUCCCCAAUGGCCAUGCAAACCCGGGAGUGGAGGGGGGGGGGACACCUCUUUCUAGGAAGAGGGUGAUGCUGCUAUUGCUGGGGUUGGGACACUGGAUGUAGACUAGGUGGUAACAUGGAGACCUCUGCUCACAUUCACUCCCAGGCAAGCUAUUAUGCUGUUCCCUCAUUCUCUGUUCCAGGCUUGAAAAGAAGAUAUUCUAGGUGACUGCUGCUUGCUCAGAGAUGUCAGCUUCUUGACAUUGCUACCUUUUCCGAAUUCAUGGAUAGGUUUUCACAGAUUCACCCACAGAUUCAAAAGCACUGUGGGCUUGUGUACUUGCACAGCGUUGCACAGGUAGCAAUGCAGGUUAAGCAAGACUCUUUGAGAGCGCAAAGCUCCAUGGGAAAUGAUUUUCCCCCAGCCAGCAUCAUGUUUAAGUCAGCCUUGCACACAUACACAAGCCCUGCACCUGUACCAAAACAUAUUCCCAGUACCAAAUCCCUUAACAUUGCCCGUCUCUGCCACAGGAAGUUUACCAGAAGGAACUACAGGUGGGAGCCCUCGGGGAAGCCUGUGUGAAGAAGUGAAGUGGUUGUAAUAAAGGGAAAGAGGAGGGACCCAUGCAUCUUGUCUUCCAUGGGCCCAGAGUUUCCCCCAAUGGCCUAUUGAUCCUCCACUGGCUGACUAUGCCUGCUGUUAUAUAUGGACAUUAAAAAUAGGUGUACAUACCACAGGCCCAUAGCUAGGCCUUGCCAACCCCUUAACUGAAAGGGGCUCCUGUGCCUUUAUUAGCUGAGUAUUAAGCAGGGAUUUAGCAUGUGUUGCUUCUCCCGUUCUUGUGGCCUCCUUCAGGUGGAGGCAUGGCCUAGUUGCUGUUUAGCACUCGUCAAGAGAGGAGACAACAUUUAGGGUAUAGGAGAUCGGCUUCCCAUCCCUGCUUUGCUGAUAGGCCUGAUCCAAAUUCUCCUCUUGCUCAUCCAGGGGGUAACCUUCUGCUCUCAUUCUGAAGUGAGGGUCUAAGUGCCGCAAGGCUGUGGAGAGUUCAGUCCUGAGAUCCAGUUCUCUUCUCUCUCUACUUGGAUCAGAGGCGUAUGCUGCUGAUUCAACAGCAGUUACUCUUGGUUUACCUCAGCAAAAAAGGAGUCACACUCAUCCAAACUCACAGAUGACAUUUCUGACUUUCCCAGCCCAUUCCCCUCACAGGUUUUCAUCACAGCAUACAUCCAGAUCACCACUGUGCGCAUGAGGGACACUGGGUGCUAUGGCUUUUUGCUAGAGGGCAACAAGAGCCACCUUGUGUUCAGUUCCCUCUGUCAUGCUACUACUGGAAGAUGGAGAAAACAGGCUCUGACAAGAUAGUGGGAGAAUAAGCCAGACAGGCUGACAUUGGAUUGCACUGAGUUAAUGUCAAGUUUUGGAUCUGACUGGGCCCAAAAGAGAUGGAAUAAAUUCUCCAUGGUCCUAUACAUACCAGAGUUUUUUGUUGCUUUGAAGGAGCAAGGUUUAGGGGUGAUGGUUUGCUGAGAGGGGUCAGCUGAUUCCUUUCAGCCCCUUGAGAUUCUUGCUUAACUCUUCCUGUUGAAACUAGUGCUGCUCCAGUUCAAGGAAUCUUCACUUCCCACAACUCAGUUCUUGUUGGGACUUAAUGGAAGUUGGAAAAAAAACCAAACACCCUGCAUUCCCCACCCAGCUGCUGCUGCUUUCUCCUGGUUUUCCUCUCUUACAGAGGAGAGUAGAGACCUUCACAGGACAGAGUAGGGGAGUAGCAUGUUGAAAACUGAGCAAGUGGCAGAAUGAAUUCUUCCCAGGCCUCGGUAGAUGGAUCAGUACUGGCUAAAGAGCAUAGAUACUGCUUGGGUGACAUUAGUAUCCCACAUGCUAGUGAAUGUCUAGAACUCCUGCUGAAUCCCAAAACCUCAGCCUGCAAAUCUGUAAAAUAAAAAGGGCAGAAGGCAUUAAAUAUCCAACCCCCCAGAAAUGAGUUAAAACUGGGUUCCUAUACUCCAGCAUAGACAGAGGAUGGUAUUUUGGUUGAAAUUCCAAAGCUGCUUUUGAGAACUUGAUGCCUGUAGAGUUCUCCUGAUUGCAUAAAGAUGAAUGAGCUCUGAUAUGUGUGAGUGAACGUGUGCGUGUGAGAGAGAAAGAGAGGGAAAAAGGGGGGAGAAGACUGAGAACUAGGACUGGUGGGGAAAUUUUUCCAAGGAAACUGCUUAUGUUCAGCUCAAACCAGUUCAAGAAACAAACCUCCAUUUUCUUUAUUUUGUGUUUUUUUUCAGACUGUUAAAAAGAAAAAUUUUAAAAAGAAGAAAAUAACAAAAAAAAAUCCUGGUACAUGAAAUAAAGAUUUUUUUA